AUGUUACCGAGUCCAGUAAACAAGUCCUGUUUAGAACAUGUUUUGAGGUUCAUAUGGGAAUCAAAGAAACAUGUUUUGUAUGUGGGUGGUGGUUGUUUGAAUUCAAGUGAUGAGCUUCGUCCGUUUGUUGAGCUUACUAGGAUUAUAGUCGCAAGUACUUUAAUGGGACUUGGAUCAUUCCCAGGUUCUGACGAUCUAUCGCUUCAAAUGCUCGGUUCGUAUGGUAAUUAUUAUGCAAAUUAUGUUGUUGAUAAAAGCGACUUAUUGCUCGCGUUUGGGGUUAGGUUUGAUGAUCAUGUAAUAGGAAAGGUCGAAGCUUUUGCUAGCAGAGCAAAAAUCGUCCAUAUCGACAUCGAUCCUGCAGAAUUAGGGAAGAAUAAGCAACCCAAUUUAUCAAUUUGUGGGGAUAUCAAGCUCAUUUUACAGGGACUCAACACGAUAUUGGAGGACAAAUAUGAAAAAAGAAAUCUUGAUCUUGAUUUCUCUUCAUGGAUCCACGAACUAAAUGAGCAAAAAACGAGUCACCCAUUGACGUUUGAAACAUUUGGCGAUGUAAUUCCCCCUCAGUAUGCAAUCCAACUUCUAGAAGAGUUAAUAGGAGGUAAUGCGAUCAUAACUACUGGUGUAGGGCAACAUCAGAUGUGGGCUGCCCAGUUUUACAAGUACGAUAAACCUCGACAAUGGCUAACCUCCGGUGGGCAAGGGGCUAUGUGA
This is a messenger RNA of Lactuca virosa, 714 nucleotides long. The record is from the annotation of a GenBank genome assembly. NCBI's taxonomy places the organism in Eukaryota, Viridiplantae, Streptophyta, Magnoliopsida, Asterales, Asteraceae.